Messenger RNA from Saccostrea cuccullata (small rock oyster), 596 nucleotides. RefSeq lists its product as uncharacterized. Bases 42 to 569 code for a protein of 175 amino acids. Lineage: Eukaryota; Metazoa; Mollusca; Bivalvia; Ostreida; Ostreidae. The record is from RefSeq and is a predicted model, not a curated record. The transcript has 3 exons.
AAAUAGAAAAACGGUACAGGAAAAUUUAGCAUAUUCCGGGAAUGUCUUCAAUCAUGUCAAUGUGUGACCAAAAAGAACGUAUUUUGUUGAUACAGACAGGAGGUACCAUUGAUAAAGAGUAUCCAAAGACCAAUUUGGGAUACGCUUUUGAGGUAACAGAUGCAGCUGUCCGGCGAAUCCUACCUAGGGCCCGAGUGGGCGUCGCCUAUGAUGUCAAAACUAUAUGCCAGAAGGACAGCCAAGAUAUCUCGGAUGUAGACAGAGAAAAUCUGGCGAAAGCCUGUUUGGAGACUCCUUCAAAGAGAAUUCUUGUUACCCAUGGUACAGAUACCAUGAUAGAAACAGCAGCGUAUCUGUCCAGUCGAGUAGUAGACAAACUCAUCGUAUUAACAGGAGCAUUCUUACCAGAAACAUUCAAGUCAACAGAUGCCGAAUUCAAUGUUGGGUUUGCCAUGGGAACACUUCAAGCUUUAACAACACAUGGAAUUUUUAUAGCUAUGAAUGGACAUAUAAUACUAUGGUCAGAAUGUACGCGUAACAAGGACACAGGCAUGUUUGAAAAAAAGUGACACCUGAAAUUUUUACUUAUACAUUUU